UAUUUCAGCAGAGUAAAGGGAGCGAAGCGGAGAGUAACUCCAUGUUCUGUAUGUAAAGGGCAGGGAAAUCAAUGAAAGGCACGGAAAAACACAGGCAAACCGAAGGGACCUGACCAGAAGAGAUGUGAAGGGAGCCCUUUGGCAAUGCCGAUGUUUUAAAUGCAGUUGCAAGUGCAUUUAAUGUGCGGCGGCUCUAAGGCGAGUGGGGCAAUGCGCUGAGCUGCGGUAGGAAAGUCCGUCAAAGUUUGAGACGCGGCUCUCCGUCGAGCAGCCGCUGGAAGUGACAAGCCAGGAGCGGGAUCUACCGUGAAUGCCUGCGGAUUAUAACUCUUCUGGGAGAAGCCAAGAGAUCGGCAAGAGAAUAAAGACGAUUGCGGAUCCCACGUUUUGCGCUUAUUCUGACAUUCAUUGACAACUGUUGUAAGAAGCUGUUUUAUCGCAGGAUAUCGGCCAGGUGUCCGAUGUGGGACCCGAAUGGGAUUCAUGCCACUAUAGCCUCCUACAUAUAUCCCUGAUUUUGGUUUCCACAAAUGCGCUUGAAGAAACCAGCCUUUCUUCGCUUAGGAUUUUAAACCAAGACUUGCAUUCGGAAUUACAAUCAUGAACUUUGUUUUCGGUUUAAUGCUGUUAUUUUCCACGACGCUUCUAUACUUGUCAGCUGUGAAGACUGCACCCACAUCUAAAGAAGAAGGCAAAAGUGUGAUUCCUUUCAUGGACGUGUACAAUAAAAGCUAUUGCCAGUCGAGAGAGAUCCUGGUGGACAUUCUGCAGGAAUACCCCGAUGAGAUCGAGCACAUCUACAUCCCAUCCUGCGUGGUUCUCUCGCGUUGUGGAGGCUGCUGCAACAACGAGGCCCUGGAAUGUGUCCCUACAGAGACGUAUAACGUCACUCUGCAGGUUAAACGACUCAAACCCCUAAGACAAGAGAAUAAUUUUCUGUUGAGUUUCACAGAACACAAAUCAUGUAAAUGCAGACCAAAGAAAGAAGUUAUGGAACAGAGAGAACAAAAACCCAGGAAGGGCAAAGGCCUAAAGCGAGACAGAGACAGAGACAGAGAACCCCAAUGUGAGCCUUGCUCAGAGAGAAGAAAGCGCUUGUUUGUGCAGGACCCCAUCACCUGUCAAUGCUCCUGCAGAUACUCUGAGCUAGACUGCAAGUACAAGCAGCUUGAGUUAAACGAACGAACUUGCAGGUGCGACAAACCCAGGAGAUAAGAGCCACUCAAAUGGACACUGAAAUGAAGGAAUCGUCUUGGCACAGCACUUUGAACCUUGAUUAUUUUCUCUAAAGAUGCAUUCCUGAACUGAGAUAAAAAAAGACAUAUAUAUAUAUAUAUAUAUAUAUAUAUAUAUAUAUAUAUAUAUGAAAAAGGAAGAACAUCUUUGAAUGUUUUGCUGCUAAAAUAGAAAGUAACCUUUAUAGAAAACAAACGAGGACACCGUCUGGUGCAUGGAGCAUGGUAGGAUUCAUCUUAUGUAAGGAUGCGGGUCUGCUGUGGAUGUUGUGGGCCGGACAGAAACAAAGACACUGAUUUACUGCGCAAUGAACAGAGCUCAAUGGGAAACUGAGCGGGCGGAUGACCCCAUCCAAGUCAUUUCCAAAGGAUGAUGGGGAGAUUCAGCAGAAGGGCAUAAGUUGGAAGACUGAACUGCGUUUGUUGUGACAUCACAUCCUGCUACCCAGAGAAACUCCACUGUAGUGGUGGCAUUUAUCCACCUAGAUGAUUACUGACUAACACAUAGUACUUGGUGUGUAAAAUAUUUUUAAAGGGAUAUUAACUGUAGGUAUAUACUGAGAAAGACAGAACCGUAUUCCAUGAAGAGGCCCAUAGUUUGUAAGUUCACUGCAUUAGUAUUCGGUUUUCGUUUGCUUAUGGAAAUGCUUUUAUGGUCUGUUUAUUUCCCAAAGAUCAAAAAUCUAACCUUUAUGAGAGCUACAGGAUACCGUUCUAUAUACACACUUAAUAUCCCUUAUGGAGUACACUACAGUUAAUUUAUAAUGUUAGAAUUUUUUUUCAGUAUUUGGUCUUUAUUUAAUUGGAUUUAUUUAUAUGUAGUGUUACAGCCUUCUCUGUGGUAAAUGUUUUACCUGUCUGCUUGGCUAUCUGGUGAGAACUGCGAAUGGAUUUUUGUUAAAAAAAAAAACAAAAAAACGAAAAGAUAAAACCCCAUGAAUACAUUCCUGGAAGUGAAAAGCAUCAAAGGACGGCAGCUUCCUCUUCAAACAGGAAGUUAGCCGGAGGGUCGGACUGCGGUUCUGUGCUCCUGCCUCCUGAUACUACACGCCUGUGUCUGAGUCUCUGCUGCGUUAACUAACACUGCGUCUCCCCCUCUGUAACACAUUCUGCCUCUACUAAAGCCACGAACAUCCUGUGUCAGUGAUCAUUUAAGUUUUAAGGGUUUUUUUUUCCACAUUAUUAUAUAUUUAUUGGUGCUGUAAAUUGGUAAGUUUAUUAACAGCAGGCUUUGUUUUUUAGUGAUAGCAAAACAUAUUUAUUUUGAAAUUAUGUUUUUUAUUAAAGGAAAAUUGGAAUUCGUC
Molecule: messenger RNA, 2539 nt
Organism: Paramormyrops kingsleyae
Lineage: Eukaryota; Metazoa; Chordata; Actinopteri; Osteoglossiformes; Mormyridae
Gene: vegfab
Product: vascular endothelial growth factor Ab
Biological process (GO): vascular endothelial growth factor receptor signaling pathway; response to hypoxia; positive regulation of endothelial cell proliferation
Cellular component (GO): membrane
Molecular function (GO): vascular endothelial growth factor receptor binding; chemoattractant activity; heparin binding
Source: RefSeq, a predicted model, not a curated record